AUGAAGGAAGAGCAAGUGACUUGCCAAAAAACUAGUCCAGAGGCUGAUACCGGAGUGAGGAACAAAACCUCUUUUUCUGGUUCGGUUGUGGUCCCGAAGAAGGAAAAAGAAGUAGAAGCAGAGAAAAUAAUUCAUCAAGAGAAAAGUGAACCCAGCCUGAUCUGCCCCCCACCACGCAGUAGAAGCUAUCUUCCUCCAGAGGAUAUACAGAGCUGCCUUGAGUCUCAUGUCAAGGAGAUUUUUGGACCCUCACUUCCUGAUAAUUGGCAGCAGACACCCCUCAAAGAAAACAGGUUAAAGUAUCGCCUCCUGGCUCAGCUGGCAGCAGAACUUAGUCAUGCUGUCCCCAAUUCACAGCUCCACCUGAUGCGCAGUGCUGAGGAUGUCUUGAAUUUCUAUAGCACUCCUGUGAAGGAUGUGUCCAAGUUUGAUGAACUGUGUGCUGCAGAGCUACCCCCAAACCUGAAGAUUACCUGGCAGCAGUGA
Molecule: messenger RNA, 486 nt
Organism: Charadrius vociferus (killdeer)
Lineage: Eukaryota; Metazoa; Chordata; Aves; Charadriiformes; Charadriidae
Gene: MRPL50
Product: mitochondrial ribosomal protein L50
Exons: 2
Coding region: 1-486 (161 amino acids)
Cellular component (GO): mitochondrion; mitochondrial large ribosomal subunit
Source: RefSeq, a predicted model, not a curated record